CCACGUUACAGUUAGGCGGUGGCGAUUGAACGCAGAGGACAGGAAAACCCUAGCUGAUCGGAUUGACGCCAUGGGAACGCCGGAAACUUCAAGGGAACCUUGCCCCGACCGCAUCCUCGACGACAUCGGCGGCGCUUUUGGCAUGGGAGCCGUCGGAGGGUCAGCUUUUCACUUCAUCAAAGGUCUAUACAAUUCUCCCAAGGGAUCCAGGAUUAUCGGCGGUUCUCAAGCCGUCCGAAUGAAUGCGCCACGCGUCGGCGGAAGCUUCGCUGUUUGGGGUGGUUUAUUCUCUGCUUUCGAUUGUACAAUGGUCUAUGUCCGCCAGAAGGAGGAUCCAUGGAACUCGAUCAUCGCUGGCGCCGCUACCGGCGGUUUUCUUCAGAUGCGACAGGGACCUGCAUCAGCAGCUCGUUCUGCUGUUUUUGGCGGCGUUUUGUUAGCUUUGAUUGAAGGAGCUGGGAUUAUGCUCAAUAAAGUCCUCAGCCAGCAACAGAAUAUGCCUGUUGCCACUGAGGAGCCUGCUGGUAUGGCUAGUGUACCUGGAUAUCCUACAGGCCAAUUACCUGGCCGUGCUCCUCCCCUGUCUCUACCGCAAGCGGAGAUGACAAGUAUUUCUUCUUCUUCUUCUUCGUCUUCUUCAGAUUCUGGUAAUGAUUCGUGGUUUGGAGGUUGGUUUGGUGGAGGCAAGAAGAAGGAAUCUGCAGUGUCGAGUGGAGGAAGCGAGACAACAAUUUUGGAAAGCUUUGAUGCACCGCCUGUGCCAAAUUUUGAGUACAAAUAAAACAGGCUUGAAUUAAGCUGAGAUUCUGAGAUAAGAAGACAAUGAAUUCAAUCGUAGAACGUAUGGCAUGUGUUAUAGAUUACUUCAAAUUAUUGAUUAUUGUGUGCAAUCUGCUGACAUUGUUACGAAUUUAUCUAAUAAUCUUUCACACUACGCUGAAUUGUACAAUUAGCUCAGGUUAUAGUUGAAAGGAUUGCAUAUGUUGCUAUUACAAUAUCCAUUCAGUACUGAAGUUGUUUACUUGAA
Cucurbita pepo subsp. pepo (vegetable marrow) is the source of this 1027-nucleotide messenger RNA. The record is from RefSeq and is a predicted model, not a curated record. NCBI's taxonomy places the organism in Eukaryota, Viridiplantae, Streptophyta, Magnoliopsida, Cucurbitales, Cucurbitaceae.